Messenger RNA from Chanos chanos (milkfish), 2289 nucleotides. RefSeq names its product glyceronephosphate O-acyltransferase (gene gnpat). Gene Ontology annotation, biological process: triglyceride biosynthetic process; phospholipid biosynthetic process; ether lipid biosynthetic process. Lineage: Eukaryota; Metazoa; Chordata; Actinopteri; Gonorynchiformes; Chanidae. The record is from RefSeq and is a predicted model, not a curated record. Gene Ontology annotation, cellular component: mitochondrial membrane; peroxisomal membrane. The transcript is spliced from 16 exons. Gene Ontology annotation, molecular function: glycerol-3-phosphate O-acyltransferase activity; glycerone-phosphate O-acyltransferase activity. Bases 101 to 2104 code for a protein of 667 amino acids.
CGUGUCAAUAGAAAGUUUUAGCGCGGUUUGUUUACUUAGCAGUCUAUAUUUCAAAUCGUAUUCAUGCUCACGUCUCUAUUUUAACAUUUCCUAAUAAGGAAUGGCAUCCAAAGCCAUGUAUUCGCCAAGCGACCCUGCGCUGAAGAAGCGAGAUGAUUUCGAGGAUAUUUUGGAGGAGAGGCGGAACUCCAGCGAUCUGAGAUACGCGCUAAAGUGUUACACCCCCGUCAUGUAUAAGGGCCUGACUCCGUGCAAAGCCAGCAUGCUGAAAACACUAGUGCUUCAGUCCGAUGCACUACAGUACACCAUCAACCAGGUAGCUGUGGAAUCGGGUGAGACGGCCGCUGUGGUCCAGGAGGAGGCUGUACUCAUCCUAGAGGAGAUGGCUCAUCGUCUUCAGCUGCGAACUGUCCGCUUCUUAGCCUUCGCACUCACCAAAGCCUUCAAAAUGCUCUACCGCAGUGUGUUUGUGAACGAAGAGGGGAUUCAGAGACUCCAGCAGGCCAUUCAGGAGUAUCCUGUCGUUCUACUUCCCAGUCACCGUAGUUACAUGGAUUUCCUCAUGAUGUCAAACAUCCUGUACACGUACGACCUGUCUCUGCCUGUGAUUGCUGCAGGCAUGGAUUUUAUGGGGAUGAAAGUCAUUGGCGAAUUGUUGCGGAAGUCUGGCGCGUUUUUCAUUCGACGCUCAUUUGGAGGAGACAAACUCUACUGGGCGGUUUUCUCAGAGUAUGUGAAGACCAUGCUUAGGAGUGGAUAUGCACCAGUCGAGUUUUUCCUGGAAGGCACACGAAGUCGAACAUGCAAGUCGCUGACACCUAAACUGGGCUUGCUGAACAUUGUCAUGGAGCCCUUUUUUAAAGGAGAAGUAUUUGACGUCCAUCUUGUCCCUGUCAGCAUUAGUUACGAGAGAAUUCUAGAAGAAUCUCUGUACGCUCGCGAACUGCUCGGUGUCCCUAAACCCAAAGAAUCCACCUCAGGUCUGUUGAAGGCACGGCGGAUCCUCAGCGAGGACUAUGGCAGCAUGUACGUGUAUUUUGGACACCCCGUGUCCGUCCGCUCCUUGGCCCAAGGCCGUGUGAACCGCGCCCAGUACAGCUUAUUACCCAGACACGUUCCGCAGCGUCCAGAUGAAGAGACACAGGCGUUUGUGAACGAGGUGGCGUUCCGACUGGUCCGUCUGCAGGAGGAGAACAUGUUUCUGAAGCCAUGGGCUCUGAUGGCCACGCUGCUCGUGCAGAACCCGGAGGGACUGGACCUCCCGUGGCUGAUGGAACGGCUGGACUGGCUCAGAGCGCUGGCCGUGUCCUUCGGAGCGUUUCUGGACUGGCCCGCUCACGUGUCUGUCAGUGAGGUGUUGAACUCCAGUGUGGCCAUCCACAGCAAUCUGGUGUGUGUGUCUGGUGGUCGGCUGGUGCUGGUACCGGGAGACAGGGAAGCUACGGAGACUCCAGAGCAGGCUGUGUUUAACCGUGCCGUCAGCCUACUCGCUUGUGCCUCCUACAGGAACCAGAUAUUACACGUCCUGCUGCGCCCAGCUCUACUCGCCACAGCAAUGCUCACUGCUGCCUCCUCCAGGAGAGAGGACGUAUAUAGUUCGUUCAGCUUCCUGAGAAACGUUUUCUCCAACGAGUUCAUUUUGUGUCCUGGAGAAUCAGUGCAGGACUUUGAGGAGGCUUGUUAUCUUCUGGUGAAGUGUGGAGCGGUACAGAUGUUACAACAGGACGUCGUGGUAACAGAACAUGGUCAUGUGACUGUGGACUUCCUCUUUGCCGUUCUGAAGCCCUUCAUUCAAGGUUACCAGACUGUAUGUAGGUAUCUGUAUGAGGAGGCCAGUGAGAGUCUGAGUGAGAAACAGUUUGUUCCUGCCGUCAGAAACUUCGCUGUCAAACUCAUCCUAGCAGGUCGCCUGAAGCAUUAUGAGGUUUUAUCGUCUGAUUUGCAGAAGAACGCCCUGGCGGCUCUACUCAGGCUAAAGGCUGUGAGAAAAGUCAAAACAGGGGAACAGGUCAACCUGAAGGUUAACAAGACGACCGUGAGCUCGAUAGAAGAUACACUCGGAGGUAAAAUUCCUUCCCGAAAAGCUGUGUUGGCACGACUGUAAUUCUGGAUGGAAAACUCCGGAGAGUAAACUGCCUUUAUUAGCAUAUGCCAAACGUACCGCGCUGAGCCACGACACGACGCCUCAGCUUUUGCCGACUACAAAGGCUUGUUUGUGGUGGUUCUCUAAGAAGAGACUUCACUGAAACAUCAUCUGGGACUAUCUCCACAAGAUAAGAGCAUGCUGUC